UAUGGUCGCGUGCGCGGAUGUUUACGUUUUUGGCGCCGCUCGACAACCGUCGUCCCUUAACGCGCGCGGGGUGUGCGCAUUUGCACACCGAGCAGAAACUACGACCAACUCUCAUCGCUCCGACGCCAAAAUUGAGGACAUUUUUGAGGGAAAGUCGACCGCGGCGAUGAAGGAAAACAACAGCCCGACGCUCUCCGACGAAGACGACGCGGACGAGGUGGCGUCGUCGUCGUCGUCGACGGCGUCGUCCAGGUCGGGUUCGUCGGCCUCCGGAGGCGAGUGCGGCGGUGGCGGCGUAGAGUACGCGGGGACGCUGAGCAAGUGGACCAACUACCUGCACGGCUGGCAGGAGCGAUACGUGAUGCUUGCGAACGGCACGCUGAGCUACUACAAGUCUGAGCACGACACCGAGUUUGGAUGCCGAGGCUCCGUGUGCCUCGGGAAGGCGCUUAUCACGCCGCAUGAAUUUGACGAAUGUCGAUUUGACGUCCGAGUCAACGACAACGUCUGGUACAUGAGGGCGGAAGAUGCCGAGGAGAGGAGAGUUUGGAUGGAUAUCCUGGAACAGAGCAAGCAAGAAAUCAUCAACGGCUCGGACUUUAACUUGCGCCGCCAUGGCUCCUUGGCCUCCAUCCUGUCGACCACCAGUGCCUUUUCUACCACCUCCAUAUCCUCUUUCAAGCGGACACGGGGGCUGAGGGAGAAGCUGGCGGAGCUGGAGACGUUUCGGGACAUCCUGUGCCGCCAGGUGGAGACACUGCAGAAGUAUUUUGACGCCUGCGCCGACUCCAGCAGCCUCGACGUCCUGCACCGUGAUCGUGCUGCGGGCGAUGAUGAUGAUAUUCUACAUGAGUCAGGUGUGCACGGACCCCACCUCCUGAAUGGCAACAGCGGGCACAAGGAGAAACGUGAGAUGUGCUUCACGGGCCCCGGCGGCCGCGUCAACGGCCUGGACUUCAAGGGCGAGGCCAUCACAUUCAAAGCGACAACGGCGGGGAUCCUGGCCACCCUGUCCCACUGCGUGGAGCUCAUGAGCAAGUGCGACGAGAGCUGGCAGAAGCGGCUCGAUCGGGAGGUGGAGAAGAGGCGGCGGGCGGAAGAGGCUUACAGGAACACCUUGGAGGAGCUCAAGAAGAAAUCCUACUUCAACGGACCCGAUUACGAGGAAGGGCCCAACAGCAUCAUAAAGGACGAUGAGUUUUUUGACGCAGUGGAGGCUGCCCUGGAUAGGCAAGACAAAAUCGAGGAACAGUACCAAGUGGAGAGAUCACGGACUCAACCACUGUCAUCAGUGAGUUCCACGGAGUUGUUCACGACAACUGGCCAGCAUCGUUACACGCAACAGGUGGAGGAGGUGAUCCAGAGACACAUGCAGUACUCCCUGCAGGACGUGGGCGGGGACGCGAACUGGCAGCUGCUGGUGGAGGAAGGGGAGAUGAAGGUGUACCGCCGCGAAGAGGAGGAGAACGGCGUGGUGCUGGAUCCGCUGAAGGCGACGCACUGCGUGCGCGGCGUGACGGGCCGCGAGGUGUGCCACUACUUCUGGGACGUCGAGUACCGCAACGACUGGGAGACAACCAUCGAAGGCUUGAACGUUGUGGAAGUUCUGUCAGCGAACACACUGCUCGUCCACCAAACCCACAAGCGCGUGUGGCCGGCCUCUCAGCGCGACAUCCUCUUCCUCUCGUGCCUCAAGAAGGUGCCGGUGCCGCCCGUGUCGUCUGCUGCCCCGCCGGGUUGCCCCGGCGGUGCCAACGAUAACGACGGGGGCGUCGGCGCGCACGACACGUGGAUCACGUGCAACUUCUCCAUCGAUCACCCCGCGGUGCCCGUGACGAACCAGGCAAUCCGCGCCAAGAUCAACGUCGCCAUCAUCUGUCAGACAUUUGUGGACCCACGUGCUCCGCCCGACGGCCACCUUCGGGAGCACCUGCAGUGCCGGAUCACCUACGUGGCCAACGUGAACCCGGGGGGUUGGGCACCAGCAUCGGUGAUGCGUACAGUGGCGAGGAGAGAAUACCCACGCUUCCUGCGGCGCUUCACCUCUUACGUGCAGGAGAGGACACGUGACAAGUCGGUCAUGCUCUAGCCGGAAGCACCUGGCUAUCGAUGAUUCCCACUGCAGAGGUGAAUGUGUUGGAAAUUGGGGGGGGGGGGAAAACAUCCUUGUUUCUCUUUUAAAUCUACUUACAGUAUUCGCUGCUAAAGUAUACAAAUCUAACACUUGGGUUAUUUGUAUAUAUUUUUCGUAUUUUCGAAAAGCCACUUUAUACGUUCACUAAAGGGAGAAAUGCCGAACAAGUUUCGUAUUUACGCGUUUGCAUUUUAGGCGAGCCUAGGCUGUGGAUGUUGCCGCGUCCGUGUCCGCCGCGCUUGUGUUCGGCUAGUGGAGGAGCGACCUGAGGAUUUGCCAUACUCGUUUUCAUUGCACUGUUUGGGAGCGGCAGCGCGCCUGCCCGCCCGCCUGCCUAUCGUAAACUACCGCACCGUGUGCGUAAGCGUGCGGUGCCACCUAGCGCAUACCCGUCAACCCAUGCGGUUUACCCGUAUUCUUGUACAGGGAAAUUGAGCGUGUAAAAAAAAAAUGUGUUGUCUAUUUGUUUGUGAUUUUUUUCGCUUGUGAUUUGACUUUGCAGGAUGAAUGUUGAGAUUGAUAAGGGGGCACGGGGUGACCAAUGAGGUCCGAAUUGGUCUGUAAUAAGGUCGGCACUGAUCAGGGGUUGACAGGUUUGCGAGCGGAACCGUCACACCUAACCCCAGUGGGUGUCGUCGUCAAGUUGACGAGCGAUUGCUUAAAAAAAAAACUACAGCUGUGACAGACGUUAAGAAUUUUAAAGUGUGUACAUAUACUGUAUUUUAUUUUCUAUUUUGCCCAAAGUGGUCGAGAAUGUAUAUUUUUUUGGUGAUGGUUCAACGUUAACACCGGGUUUGAUUAAAUAAAGGGUACAAUGUA
Messenger RNA from Lethenteron reissneri (Far Eastern brook lamprey), 2953 nucleotides. Its product is annotated as ceramide transfer protein-like. Gene Ontology annotation, molecular function: lipid binding. NCBI's taxonomy places the organism in Eukaryota, Metazoa, Chordata, Hyperoartia, Petromyzontiformes, Petromyzontidae. The record is from RefSeq and is a predicted model, not a curated record. Gene Ontology annotation, biological process: ER to Golgi ceramide transport.